Messenger RNA from Cantharellus anzutake, 766 nucleotides. RefSeq lists its product as uncharacterized. The record is from RefSeq and is a predicted model, not a curated record. Lineage: Eukaryota; Fungi; Basidiomycota; Agaricomycetes; Cantharellales; Hydnaceae. Bases 94 to 546 code for a protein of 150 amino acids. The transcript is spliced from 4 exons.
UCUUGGCGCUGAACACGAACUGGAUAUGACGGAAUCCAAACCCGAGAAGAAAUUCCACGAAAGAAUCUCAUUCAUUCUCCUCGUAUCGCAAAUAUGCAGACAAUUGCUAUCAAUGCAGCUGCUCUGUGGACAUGGAUUGAAUUUUCUGACUAUCAACCUCACAACCUAACACGAUUCUUUCUUGCACGAUCCAAAGGAGCUAUUCUGAAGACUAGACUUACCAUCAACAACCCGAAGAAGAAAGCACACACAAAAGAGGGAAUGGAUAUUAUCGACACGGCGCUUGGUACCCCGCGACGUUUUUGGAGAGGUGCGAAGCCCAAUGGAUUGAUGAACCGCGCCAGCUCCGACUCCGCGCGAAGGACUGAAGCGGUUGUCCCUAUAGUAGUGAAGGUGCUUCCGUCUGAGGGCGAAUUCAUCUCCGUUAUCUGGAAAUGCCCUUUAUUGGAAAUGUUGAAACUCGCCAAGGGAGGCCUCGAACUCGAAGAUUGGGAGGGCAUCGCUGAGAUGCGACGCCGAACGCAUCAAUUGACCUUCAUCGAUUGAACUCAUUAUGUCUUUCCACGCUGUCGUGCAAUAAGAUGGUGUUGAGUCUCCACCUCGUUAAUAGCCCAAACCUGAAAAGUCUGUGGAUACAUAUGCCCACGGCAAGCAGGAACUGGGAGAGUGACGACUCGGACGAGCAAGGUCUCCAUGUGCUAAAAAGCAUUGCGGCAUUCGUCGACCGCACUUCUGAGAUAUCCUCUUUACGCACCCUACAUAGAAG